This is a messenger RNA of Dunckerocampus dactyliophorus (ringed pipefish), 3726 nucleotides long. It is a transcript of the gene l3mbtl2, whose product is annotated as L3MBTL histone methyl-lysine binding protein 2. Bases 207 to 3242 code for a protein of 1011 amino acids. Lineage: Eukaryota; Metazoa; Chordata; Actinopteri; Syngnathiformes; Syngnathidae. Gene Ontology annotation, cellular component: nucleus. Gene Ontology annotation, biological process: regulation of DNA-templated transcription. The transcript has 22 exons. The record is from RefSeq and is a predicted model, not a curated record.
AGGCAGAUGACUGGUCCCGCGAGAGUUCAGUUCAACCACAAAGAUGACGUUGAAUGUAAGCGACCUUCUGUGUGUGGUCGUGAAACUACACAGCUUUAAGAACAAUACUUCGAGUGUCAAGAAUGUACACAACAGGAGGGAGGAAGCAGUGGUUGUAGAUUCUGCUAUCAAGCUCAUUGGAUCCAUGUGACUAAUCCUGUAGCUGCAUGAAAUACAGGAUGUCGUACCACUGUGUGGCAUACGGAUGUGGCAAAACUGAAGAAGAUGAUGUGACGCUGUAUAAAUUCCCCAGAGAUGCUGACGAGUUUCGCAAAUGGGAGAAGCAGGUUCAGCGUACUCGCAGCGACUGGGUUGCCUCACCCAACAGUCACCUCUGCAGUGAGCAUUUUGGUAAAGACUACUUUGAGCCAAAGUCAUCAUUGGGGGUUCUGAAGCUACGCCCUGGAGCUGUUCCGACUGUGUUUCUCCGCCCGCACUGCUCCUCCUGCGAUGGCACUGGCUGUAAUAAUUGCCAGCCUCCUAUCCGGCACAGGAACAUUGUUACAGAACCACAUGAAUCUGACAUUACAACAAAAUGUAGUGAAAUAGCGCCGUCGAUGGCACAUGGUACAGAGGGAGGAAGUGAUGAUGAACAACACAAAAGAAGACCAGGAGUGCACACCUAUUCAUCAAAGUCCAGAAGGUCCGCCAUACUGGCACACCUGCAGGAAAAGCCCAUAUCAAAAAAGGUGUUGCACAAAGUGAAAAAAGCUCCUCCAGCAGCACUGGAUGUGUCUCUUCGUUCUGUAGCACCUGCUGCGGGUUUUGAGUGGGGCGCCUACUUGGACAAGGAAACAUCUCUGGGUGCAUCCGUCUCCUGCUUCAGUCAUGCUCCCAUGUGUUCCCAGUGGGAUGACAUCACUGUUGGGACAAAAGUAGAGGUCUUGAACACCAAUGCAGUCCUGCCCAGUAAAGUUUAUUGGAUCGCUACUAUCAUUCAAAUGGCAGGUAGCUGCAUGAAAUACAGGAUGUCGUACCACUGUGUGGCAUACGGAUGUGGCAAAACUGAAGAAGAUGAUGUGACGCUGUAUAAAUUCCCCAGAGAUGCUGACGAGUUUCGCAAAUGGGAGAAGCAGGUUCAGCGUACUCGCAGCGACUGGGUUGCCUCACCCAACAGUCACCUCUGCAGUGAGCAUUUUGGUAAAGACUACUUUGAGCCAAAGUCAUCAUUGGGGGUUCUGAAGCUACGCCCUGGAGCUGUUCCGACUGUGUUUCUCCGCCCGCACUGCUCCUCCUGCGAUGGCACUGGCUGUAAUAAUUGCCAGCCUCCUAUCCGGCACAGGAACAUUGUUACAGAACCACAUGAAUCUGACAUUACAACAAAAUGUAGUGAAAUAGCGCCGUCGAUGGCACAUGGUACAGAGGGAGGAAGUGAUGAUGAACAACACAAAAGAAGACCAGGAGUGCACACCUAUUCAUCAAAGUCCAGAAGGUCCGCCAUACUGGCACACCUGCAGGAAAAGCCCAUAUCAAAAAAGGUGUUGCACAAAGUGAAAAAAGCUCCUCCAGCAGCACUGGAUGUGUCUCUUCGUUCUGUAGCACCUGCUGCGGGUUUUGAGUGGGGCGCCUACUUGGACAAGGAAACAUCUCUGGGUGCAUCCGUCUCCUGCUUCAGUCAUGCUCCCAUGUGUUCCCAGUGGGAUGACAUCACUGUUGGGACAAAAGUAGAGGUCUUGAACACCAAUGCAGUCCUGCCCAGUAAAGUUUAUUGGAUCGCUACUAUCAUUCAAAUGGCAGGAUACAAAGCCUUGUUGCGAUAUGAGGGCUUCGAGCAUGACAGCAGCCGCGAUUUCUGGUGCAGUCUCGUUUCAGGCGAGCUGCACCCCAUCGGGUGGUGCGCCAUGACCAGCAAGCUGCUGGUGCCUCCACAAGAUGUGACCAACAUCCCAGACUGGAAAGAGUAUCUGAUGAAAAAGUUGGUGGGGGCUCACACAGUACCUGUUGAAUUCUACCUGAAGUCUGCAGAGAAGCACUCCUUCAGGGUGGGCAUGCGUGUGGAGGUCGUGGACCCCAAACAUGUCAGCCGGACACGCAAAGCAGUCAUACACUCCAUUAUUGGGGGACGGCUGCAGCUGGUGUACAUGGACCAGAGCGACUCCCCUGAAAACGUAAUUUCAGAUUUCUGGUGCCACAUGUCGAGUCCUCUCCUGCACCCGAUUGGUUGGUCCAAAAAAGUGGGUCAUGAAGUCAAAGCACCUAGAAAUGGUGGGGAAGGUGCAGCCACUGGUUGGAAGGGUAAAUGUAACAGUACCUUCCAACUCUUUAAAAAGCCUAGGUUUGUCUACAUGGACGGAGGUUUCUUUGAGGAAGGAAUGAAGCUGGAGGCUAUCGACCCUCUGAACCUGGGCAGCAUCUGUGUGGCAACUGUACACAAGGUGCUGUCAGAUGGCUACUUGAUGGUCAGUAUCGACGGCGCGGUGUCGCUCAACGGCUCCGACAAGUUUUGCUACCAUGCCUCCUCUCAUGCAAUUCUUCCUAAAGGUUUCUGCAAAAAGAAUGACAUCCCUCUCACUGUGCCACAGGGUUAUGACCCCAACACUUUCACCUGGGAAAAUUACCUGAGUGAGACCAAAGCCAAAGCUGCACCACCACAACUGUUCAACACUGACUACCCGGGGCAUGGCUUCUCUCCCAACAUGAAGCUAGAGGCGGUUGACCUGAUGGAGCCACGUCUGGUGUGCGUGGCCACCGUGAAACGCUGCGUUGGACGCCUGCUCCUCAUCCACUUUGAUGGCUGGGAAGAUCACUUUGACCAGUGGGUCGACCACCAGUCCCCCGACAUCUACCCUGUUGGAUGGUGUGAGCUCACGGGCUACCAGCUCCAGCCUCCUCCUGGACUGGUCGAAGUCGCCGAAAAGCAGACGGCACAGGCCAAGAAACAAAAGCCACCUUUGUACGGGAAAAAGAAACGAAGGAAGAGGAGAUUGUACGCUCGUGGUCAGUCAAAAGAGGACGAUGUCGGCAAUGAUGGUGAUAAUGACGAUGAUGACGAUCAACGACAGCAGCCUUCAAGCAAUGUGACUGUCCAACCUCUGUUACCGUUGGACUUGUCUUUCACUACAGAGGAACCCCUUGUUCAACCCAAAGUGGAACCAGAGGAGCUGGAGAUCAGUGCAGUGGAAGUAAAAGUGGAGGAGGUGGAGAUGGAGACCCCAAUCUCCAGUCAAGCUCCGGUAUACAAUGAGGUGGCACGGAAGACAUGAGAAAAAUGGUUCUAAAAUGAUGAGAACUGAAGAAAAGGUGAACUGUCUUGACUGGUGUGUUUUAAAAAAAAAAAAAAAAAAGCGAUGCACAUUUUAUCCUGUAUUGUUGUAGAAAACAGUAAAACUACCUCAUUUUGUCUUUUAGUGCAGCUGUGGUUGCUUUUUAAAUCAGUCAUCAUGAUCGGUGUCAAUACAAUCCAGUGUAUGCAUGAUGACAUUUUAACAUCUUAUUUUUAAACACAUUUUUGUACUUAAGCUUUGCAAAAAAACAAAAAAAAACAUGCCUAACUUUUGUCAAGUGGUUACCAGUUGGUUACCUGUUCUGAUUAAAGAGCACUGAGAAAAUACUGCAAACAUGAUCAUUUCAGAAUGAAACUACAUUAGCACACAGCAGGCUCACGCCAUGCUGCGUUGCUUGCUUUUCUUUGCAGCUUUAACCUUUGGGUUCUUGCGAAUUUUGGAUUUGGGUUUGGGCAUCAUGCCC